GAGCAGUAGCACAGCAUGAAUUUUGAACAUCCACCUCAUGCAACUUUACAGUACUGUCCUGAGCACUACUUUCAGCGGUUGAUGAACCAGUCAUCAGGGAUCUACCGUUCUGCAAUGACACAGUCCCCGCACACAAGUCAGGUUUUUAACCAGCUACUGGGAAUGCUGGACCAAACCUCCUUUCACUCGGUUCAGCCGAUCGAGCUGGACUUCAGUGAGACUCCUGAGAGUAACUAUCCCGGGAACAUGAUCCAGAUCAGCAUGGACUGCAUCACCAUGCAGGACCGGGAGGAGGCAGACCCCCUGUGGUCGCAGUACACAAACCUGGGGCUCCUAAACAGCAUGGACCAGCAGAUGCAGAACGGGGGCUCCUCCUCUACCAGCCCUUACAACAACGAGCACGCCCAGAACAAUGUGACGGCCCCCUCUCCCUACGCCCAGCCCAGCUCCACCUUCGACACACUGUCCCCGUCGCCAGCCAUCCCCUCCAACACAGACUACCCCGGGCCACACACCUUCGACGUCUCCUUCCAGCAGUCUAGCACUGCCAAGUCUGCCACCUGGACGUACUCAACAGAUCUGAAGAAACUGUACUGUCAGAUUGCCAAGACCUGCCCGAUUCAGAUCAAGAUGAUGACCCCCCCUCCUCAGGGCGCGGUGAUCCGGGCGAUGCCAGUGUACAAGAAGGCGGAGCACGUCACAGAGGUGGUGAAGCGCUGUCCCAACCACGAGCUGAGCCGCGAGUUCAACGAUGGUGAGGCGCCGCUCACUGUCCAGCGCACUCAUAAAAACACCAAUACUAAAAUGACAGGUCAGGUGGCGCCGCCCAGUCACCUGAUCAGAGUGGAAGGGAAUAACCACUCCCAGUAUGUGGAGGACCCAAUCACUGGCCGGCAGAGCGUUCUGGUGCCCUAUGAAGCCCCCCAGGUGGGCACUGAGUUUACCACCAUCCUUUACAACUUCAUGUGCAACAGCAGCUGUGUCGGGGGAAUGAACCGGCGCCCCAUUCUCAUCAUUGUUACGCUGGAGACCAGAGAUGGUCAGGUUCUGGGUCGCCGCUGUUUCGAGGCCCGAAUCUGUGCCUGCCCAGGCCGAGACCGCAAGGCAGACGAGGACAGCAUCCGAAAACAGCAGGUCACAGACGGAACAAAAAACGGUGAUGCUUUCCGUCCGACGUCCCACGGCAUACAGAUGACGUCGAUUAAGAAGAGAAGAAACACAGAUGAUGAAUUCUUUUGUCUAUCUAUAAAAGGCCGUGAAACUUAUGAGAUUUUGGUGAAAAUUAAAGAGUCUUUGGAGCUCAUGCAGUUUUUGCCACAGCACACAAUCGAAACAUACAGGCAGCAGCAGCAGCAGCACCUGCUCCAGAAACAAUUCGGUGUCUUCGACGACGAGAGUAACGGCAUGUAUGCUUUUCCGUGCCCCAGGACCUCCAUGCAAUCACCGUCCUCCUACAGCUCCAGCUCACCACCACUCAACAAAAUGCCCAUCAUGAACAAACUGCCCUCUGUCAGUCAGCUCAUCAACCCCCAGCAGCGCAACGCGCUCACCCCCUCCGGCAUGUCCGGGGGCCUAUCCGACAUGGCUCCGAUGAUGGGCUCACACAUCCCCAUGGGCAGUGAUAUGAGUUCACUCAGCCCCACACAGGCUGUACAGUCCCAGCUGCCUAUGCAGCCGCUGUCGUCACACUGCAGCCCCCCGCCCCCCUACCCCAACGACAGCAGCAUUUCCAGUUUCCUGCUGAGGCUUGGCUGCUCAUCAUGUCUGGACUAUUUCACUACCCAGGGGCUCACCAGCAUUUACCAGAUCGAGCAUUACAACAUGGAGGACCUGUCCCACCUGAAGAUCCCGGAGCAGUUCCAGAAUGCCAUCUGGAAGGGGCUCUCGGAUUACCGGCAUAGCCUGGAAUACUCCCCCUCCCCCCCCCAGCACCUCAUGCGUUCCACCAGCGGGGCCUCCACCGUGAGCGUGGGCUCGUCCGAGGCGCGGGGUGAGCGGGUCAUCGACGCGGUCCGCUUCACCCUGCGGCAGACCAUCUCCUUCCCCCCGCGCGAUGACUGGAGCGACUUCUCGUUUGACAUGGACUCCCGCCGGAACAAACAGCAGCGCAUCAAGGAGGAGGGCGAGUGAGGUUCCCUCGCCGGACACGACUCUCCUGUGACGCUUUAGACCCACGACCACGGUGCGCACCGACUGGAAACGCAACCCGUCUUCAUUCUUCAAACUUUCAUUUUAUUUGACUUUUGAAAACUUUUUUGAAACAAAAAAAGCAAAGGGAUAAGAGAAUGUUGCACUUAAUUGUUUUUUUUUCUUCUCCGUAUGUCUUGGUCCUGGUUUAUUGCAGGUUGGGUGGGGGCGAGUGGUGGUUAUAAAUUCAAGUGCGUUUUUUUGUGACACAGCACUUGCAGUACAAAAAAAGUUUUUUUUUUUUUUUUUCCUUUUAGAUGGAAGCUUUGCAGUCUGCUCAGCUGUAGUGUUGUUUUAGGAUCAUCAUUAAUAUAUAUAUAUAUGUAUUAAAGAAAGGUUAGGCUCCUGCAAGCAGACCUUGUUGGUGCUGACGUUCUUAUUUGAUUUUAAAUGCACUCUGCUCCCUGUACUCUGGGGUUACUGACUGAUAAAUCCUUGCUUUUUGGGGUUCUGGAUGACCUUUUAAGAUCCCAAGUGUAAUUAAAUGGUAGCCAAAUGUUCUGCCACUGAUUUUGUACGUUUUCUUUUUUAUAUAUAUACACAUUCAAGAAAGACUGCCAAAAGAAAGUAUUAUGCCAUCUUUAAAGUUCAAUUACUUGAAUUACAUAACAUUGGUUUUCCGAUCCAUAAUUACAAGAUUAAGUAUUGUUUAGUAACAGCCUUGUAUUACCCAAUCCUGGCCCUAAUCUUCCAGCCCAGUAUUGCUUCACUGGGCUGUUACAGUAUUGGAUUGUGGAGCAGCCUGAACCAAUGUAGAGCUGAUGUCAUGUUGUACAGCUGUUUUCUUCUUUAAUAUGUAGUCGUGUCACAUUUCUGUAAUCUUCAAAGGUCACGCAGCAAGUGUUUUUUUUUUUUUUGUGAUUUAAAAAUGUAUAUAUGUUCGAGCCAUGUGUUUAAUGAAAACCAGGAUUUAUUCGUGUGUAUGCUGAAGGCAUAACAUUUUGAAAGGCCGACACAUAUCCAUCAUAUUAAAAAGAUAUAUUGAGGUUAUAUUUUCUUUUCAUAUGUGUUAUUACAUUGAUGGAAAUAACUCCUAUUGCAUAGCAUUUUGAUCCAUUCCUGCUUUUACUAUGAGUUUUUAAUAAGACAUCUGAGCUUGUUCCACUGUGGGCUAAUGUAGCUCGUACUAAAACCUGGAAUUGGUGAAACUGCUAUGCAAUAGGAGUCUUAUUUCCAUUCCAGGUUAAUACAGAUGUUGCCUCUAUUUUGUCCCUUGCAAUUCUCAGACUUGUGCAACAUAAACAGCAGAACAGUAAAGAAAUCUAUAAUGUAAUGCUGUAUAUACUGUACAUUUCUGUCUAGAAGACUACAUUCACAUUUGUAUUUGCAGCCCAGGAAUGUAUAACAACUUGAACAUCUCUACUGUAUGCUAAUGGCAAUGCACAGGGUUGUGAUUAAAUGACAGAACUUCACACAAGAUACUGUGAGAAUUUGAAGUAAAGUGUUCAUCCAUAACACUCGACCAGAACACAGGAAUCACAUUAGUAAACGCUGAAUUAUUCUUUAUUAUUAAAACUGUCUUCUGAGAGAGUAAAACUAAGAGGAACCAAGUCAAGCAGACAAGCUGUGAGUCUCGGCCAAUGUCAUUGUCAGUGUUAUUGAAGUAAGAUUCACUGGACUUACUGUACUUCAUGAUCGUUGAAGACUCUUCUACUGAAAUGUUUUGGUGCCUUUCAAAGCCGAGCAUGUAUUAUAUUUCUAACCCUGACACCCUUUCACUGUUUCACUGACUGACAUUGUUUUGGCCGUCUGGGAAUCGAUCAUUUCAGUUUGUAUUUGUGUAUUGUUUAGUGUCCUCAAUUUCAGAAACCAGGCAACAAGAGCUUCUUGAGCAGUGCCAUUCCUGACAGAAAUCCAUUACUGUUUGUAAAUAGUCACACGGUGAAAAGGCCAUGUUGUGGUAACGGGAAUAUUUCAAAAAACCUUUGGAUGUGUUCUUCAAAUACUGAAAUGCUUGUGCAAGAAUGCCAUUAACAAAGCUCGUUUCAACUGGGUUCUUGUAUUUUGUUCGUUGUAAAAUUUAUAUGUAUAUACGUUACAGUUAAGAUUUAAACUUACAAUUUUUUUUUAUAUUUGUAAUUUUGAUUAUAAAGAACGAGAAUCUGGAUUAAGAUUGUUACUCAAAUAAAAAAAAUAAAAUGAAAAAGUAGCAUUGCUGAGAGACUUGCCUCAUGUUUUUGUUUGUUUUAUUAUUAUGUGGAACCAGUAUACAAUGUACCUGUUAAACUAGUCAAGACUUCUAAAUCGCAUUGCGCAAAGGGUGGAACAGCAGAGUACGCAAUUAUGUUCACCGCAGUAGGAUUCCCUGGUGAAGAUUUACUGAGUUUAUUACCUGGGGGCAUUUUUGAACAAAGGUAAAUAGAUUUAUAGGGUGUAGUCCAGCCUUUCACUAGGCGUCAAGACAUUUAACAAUUAACAAGCACCUUUUAAAAUUGCUCCUUUUUAAACGUUCUGGAAGGCUGGGUAAGAGAACUAUCCUGUACAAUGUAUGUUAGGGUUGGCUGUGCCCCAGCUCCAGGCUGGCUCCAGAGCUGUCAAGACCCCCUGCGUCAGCUCCAGAGCUAACGAGACCCCCCACUCCAGAUCCAGAGGUGACAGACCCCCUGUGCCAGUUCCAGACUGGAGUGGAGUAGUAUAACUUUGUAUAUGGGAUUCAUUUCCUUUUUAAGAGUGCACACGUCUGUACUUCAAUUGUGGCUCUUACUGCACAAUUGCAGUGUUUCAUGCCACUGAAGAUUAUCAAACCCAACCCUAUUACACAGCAGGUAUAUGAGAGAAAUACCCAGGUUAAUGGUGAUUUAAAAUGCAAGCGUGACAAGGCUGACAUGGGACAGGGUUUCCUAUACCCCCAGAAUCUGAGACUCCAAUACUCCACGCACACUGCCUCAAUGAUGCAUGUGUCCCAAAAGAAAGCUUCUAAAAGGGUCCAAUCGCAUUUACACCAGGUUGCUGCUGUAUAUUGUUAACCAGACACAUUAAAAUCACCAAGAUACAAAACACAAUAAACAGAUGCAAGAAAAUAUUGCUUUAAUAGCUAAAAAAUGAAUCUAUAGUUGAACAAUAACUUAAUUAAAUAAUAAUUAUAAUAAUACAUAAGAAAGACCAUUCUUGAUAUACAACAGCAUUCUUAAAUUUACAACAAUUUUCAUUAAAAACUGACAUCUAAAAAGGUAAAAAAGAAAAAAAGACACCUUCAUUGCUUGCGGGAAGCUAAUCAUUUUCAACUACAGAAGUCCUGCCUUCAAAAUACAUUUGCAAAGAA
This is a messenger RNA of Polyodon spathula (Mississippi paddlefish), 5449 nucleotides long. RefSeq names its product tumor protein 63-like. Gene Ontology annotation, cellular component: nucleus. NCBI's taxonomy places the organism in Eukaryota, Metazoa, Chordata, Actinopteri, Acipenseriformes, Polyodontidae. The transcript has 14 exons. Gene Ontology annotation, molecular function: protein binding; DNA-binding transcription factor activity, RNA polymerase II-specific; RNA polymerase II cis-regulatory region sequence-specific DNA binding. Gene Ontology annotation, biological process: protein tetramerization; regulation of transcription by RNA polymerase II; apoptotic process. The record is from RefSeq and is a predicted model, not a curated record. The coding region runs from base 16 to 2130 and encodes 704 amino acids.